UAAAAUUUUUUUUAUAUCUUGUGAUAGAGUAAGACAUAGGCUACUUCUUAUCCCGAUCAAUAAACAUAUCCCGAUCACGGACGAAGUCGCGGGUAAACAUUUGUAUUGUAUAGUGUAAGUGUUUAAUACACUUGAAUAAAUACAGUUAAAUAAGAAAAUAAUAGAAAGGUAAGACAUUUUCGAAUUUUAAUUCACGAAAUAAAUAAAUUAAUUGAAUGUUAAUGUGAAACUUAAUACAUCGUUAAUGAACAUUCAGUUUUAUCGUGACACCUUCCAAAUAAACGUAAUUUCUACUAAACAGUUUUAGUAUUAGCAUCGUGCUUCUUGAGACAAAAGAAAUAAAUUUAAAAUCUUCAGCAUAAAAAUAAUGAAGCUAUUAUUAGCAAUUAAUGUAUUUUUAUCAAGCAUCUUAAUCACAAACGCAGCGAGAAUUCUAGCUGUUUUUGUAGCGCCAGCGACGAGCCAUCAAAUAGUUUUCCGCUCUUUAACACUCGAAUUGGCGAGACGAGGACACGAAUUAGUUGUCAUCACACCAAGUCCUGUUUUCCGAAAGGGCCAAGCACCGGAAAACUAUACAGAAAUUGAUGUAACACAAAAAUCCCGUGAGGGAUGGAAGAAGAAACCUACACCUGCGGGCAUUAGCAAGGAUUCAGAUGCUAAAGUAGUAUUAAGAAAUCAUAUUGGUGUUAUUAAUAAAUUGUUCUAUGAAUAUUUGGAGUUAGAAGAUGUGAAUGAAAUUAUAAAAGAUCAAAACACUAAAUUCGAUUUGUUGAUCUUAGAGGGAUGGUUCAGACCGAGUAUAGCGUUUGCAUACAAAUUUGACGUACCAAUUAUUAGGUUCAACUCAUUCGGUUCAGGAUUCUCUGUAUAUGAAGAUAUGGGUGCAUUUCAACAUCCAGUAUUAAAUCCAAACAUGUUCAACCCGAAACCUAAUGAUCACACAUUUUGGGGUAGAAUUACUACAUUGUAUGAUAAUUAUAUUUAUACUAAUAUGCAUAAGAGUAAGGACAAUGAAAACGAUGUACUUUUGCGUAAACAUUUCGGUGCAAAUAUUCCUAGUAUUAACGAAUUGAAUAUGAAAGUAGAUAUUUUGCUAGUAGAUGUGCAUCGUGCCUGGGAAAUGUUUAUACCAACGCCACCUAAUUUAAUACAUGUGGGUGGUAUUCAUAUAAAUAUAGAAAGAGAACUGCCAAAGGUGAGAUAAAAUUUUGCUGUUUUUCUUGAAUGAUUUACAACUUACAACUUAAUGGUAUGUACUCAUA
Messenger RNA from Galleria mellonella (greater wax moth), 1262 nucleotides. Its product is annotated as UDP-glucosyltransferase 2-like. The record is from RefSeq and is a predicted model, not a curated record. NCBI's taxonomy places the organism in Eukaryota, Metazoa, Arthropoda, Insecta, Lepidoptera, Pyralidae. Gene Ontology annotation, molecular function: UDP-glycosyltransferase activity. The coding region runs from base 368 to 1204 and encodes 278 amino acids. The transcript has a single exon.